Molecule: messenger RNA, 976 nt
Organism: Humulus lupulus (European hop)
Lineage: Eukaryota; Viridiplantae; Streptophyta; Magnoliopsida; Rosales; Cannabaceae
Exons: 6
Coding region: 199-678 (159 amino acids)
Biological process (GO): translation
Cellular component (GO): mitochondrion; ribosome
Molecular function (GO): RNA binding; structural constituent of ribosome
Source: RefSeq, a predicted model, not a curated record
UGGGCUUGGCCCAUCUUCCCAAUAUGAGUCGCCGUCGUCUGAGUUCGCCAUGGCGAUUCUUCAAAUUUACAGUCUUUGGAUAUCACAAAGAGGGUUUUAGCCAUUAGGGGUUUAUCGAUUUCGGAUUGAAAUUCAAGAUACCUCUUAUAAACAUCUUAAGGAUUUGGGUACUCUUACUCUUACCAUUUUUGAUUAAAUAUGGGUUGGAAAGCAGCUGAGAAGCUUAUUAGGCAUUGGAAGAUUGUCAGGGGAGAUAAUGUGAUGAUAACAAGGGGCAAAGACAAAGGUGAGAGUGGUCUUGUUAAGCGUGUUGUUCGCUCUCAGAAUCGAAUUAUUGUUGAAGGCAAAAAUCUGGUUAAGAAACAUAUCAAGCAAGGUCAGGGUCAUGAAGGUGGGAUCUUUACAGUUGAAGCCCCUCUUCAUGUCUCAAAUGUUCAAGUUCUUGAUCCAGUUACUGGGAAACCUUGUAAGAUUGGGACUAAGUAUCUUGAAGAUGGCACAAAAGUAAGAGUAUCCAGAGGUAUUGGAGCAUCUGGAUCCAUAAUUCCUCGCCCUGAGAUCUUGAAGAUAAGGACUACUCCAAGACCUACAUUUGCUGGUCCCAAGGAUACUCCAAUUGAUGUGGUGCUGGAGAAGACUUAUGAUGCAAAAAGAGGAGUAGGCAUGCCUGGUCUUUGAGGGGUGACAACGGGUACUCUUGAUUAAUUGUGUCUUGGAAAUAAGCUGAAGAUAUGAAGUGAGAUGAUCUAAAUACUGAUUUGCUGUGUGACCCUUUAGAUUCAAGAUAAUCAUUUCAUCUAGAAUUCAUGUAAUAAUUCUACUCUCUUAUGUGCCUGAACAUCUGAUUUUUCAGCUAAUCUUAUCCCGUGAAUGCUGUCAGAUGUUCUAAAUUUGCACCAAUACAACUGAAUAGUUGCUAGCUUAUUCUUUAUACAUUUGUUUCAGCUAUCUAUUUUUGGUUUAUAGUUCUUGUACA